AAUGGCGUACUUCAAGGCCGUUGCCUACUUGGCUGCUCUCGCUUCUGCGGCUGCCUUCAACCCAGGAUCUUCCUUUGUUCCUCGCUUGAAUGCUCCCGCUACCCAGCCAAAGGCCGCUAAGAUGACCGGCCCCACCAUGCAGGCUGUCCCCUGCGGUAUCAACGGCUUUGGACGUAUCGGCCGCCUUGUUGCUCGUAUCAUGAUCAAGGAUCCUGAGACCAAGCUCCUCCAAGUCAACGCUGGAUCUGCCACCCCUGACUACAUGGCCUACCAGUUCAAGUACGAUUCCAUCCACGGACGCUACAACGGAGACGUUGUUGUCGAUGGUGACGAUCUCAUCAUCGAUGGACAGCGCGUCAUCACCACCCGUGCCCGUGACCCCAAGGACAUUGGAUGGUCCAAGACUGGAGUCGAGUACCUCUGCGAGUCCACUGGUGUUUUCCUCACCGCCGAGAAGGCUCAGCCCCACAUCGACGCUGGUGUCAAGAAGGUUAUCUUCUCUGCCCCCGCCAAGGAUGACUCCCUCACCGUCGUCAUGGGUGUUAACGCCGAUGACUACAAGGGUCAGACCGACUUCAUCUCCUGCGCCUCUUGCACCACCAACGGAUUGGCUCCCCUCGUCAAGUGCAUCAACGACAAGUGGGGAAUCGAGGAGGGAUUGAUGACCACCAUCCACGCUAUGACCGCCACUCAGGCCGUCGUUGACUCUUCUUCCCGCAAGGACUGGCGUGGAGGACGUGCUGCCUCUGGCAACAUCAUCCCCUCCUCCACUGGAGCUGCCAAGGCCGUUGCCAAGGUUAUCCCCGACGUCAAGGGCAAGCUCACCGGCAUGGCCUUCCGUGUCCCCACCAUCGACGUUUCCGAUGCCACCUAUGAGGAGAUCUGCGCUGAGGUCAAGCGCCGUGCCAACGGUGACAUGAAGGGAUUCCUCGGAUACACUGAUGAGCCCCUCGUUUCCACUGACUUCGAGACUGAGGCUAUCUCCUCCACCUUCGAUGCUGAGGCUGGUAUCUCCCUCAACCCUCGCUUCGUCAAGCUCGUCGCCUGGUACGACAACGAGUGGGGAUACUCCAACCGUGUCAAGGACUUGAUGGUCCACGUCGCCAAGGUCGAUGCCAAGGUCAAGGCUUAAUUUGUUUGUUAUUUAUAGAUUGGUAUCUUAGUAUCGUGACAGUGAAUAAAUUAGUGAAACGAGC
This is a messenger RNA of Guillardia theta CCMP2712, 1196 nucleotides long. RefSeq lists its product as hypothetical. The annotation marks the transcript as partial. The record is from RefSeq and is a predicted model, not a curated record. Gene Ontology annotation, molecular function: NAD binding; oxidoreductase activity, acting on the aldehyde or oxo group of donors, NAD or NADP as acceptor. The transcript has 2 exons. Lineage: Eukaryota; Cryptophyceae; Pyrenomonadales; Geminigeraceae.